Messenger RNA from Plasmodium vivax (malaria parasite P. vivax), 1864 nucleotides. Its product is annotated as serine hydroxymethyltransferase, putative. Gene Ontology annotation, molecular function: zinc ion binding; serine binding; pyridoxal phosphate binding. The record is from RefSeq and is a predicted model, not a curated record. Gene Ontology annotation, cellular component: cytoplasm. Bases 217 to 1545 code for a protein of 442 amino acids. The transcript is spliced from 3 exons. NCBI's taxonomy places the organism in Eukaryota, Apicomplexa, Aconoidasida, Haemosporida, Plasmodiidae. Gene Ontology annotation, biological process: L-serine catabolic process; folic acid metabolic process; tetrahydrofolate interconversion.
ACCGAGCAAAGGUACUGCCUCAAAAGUGACAGUGUGCAGUGGUACCCUCCAUCCUUUGUGCUUACGCAUUCUUUGUGACAACUCUAAAACGCAUUGCGGAAAAACGCACUCAUAAGGAUAGGGACGUGCCAGUGGUUAUACCCCCGCAGUAGUGACUCUCCCCCCGCGCUAACAAACAAAGUUGAGCCUAUUACCUAAUUCUCACGUCGCAGCAAAAUGUUUAACAACGAGCCGCUGGAACAAAUCGACAAGGAGCUGCACGACAUUUUGGCCGACGAGGAGAAGAGGCAGAGGGAGACCAUAAACUUGAUAGCCUCCGAGAACCUGACGAACGGCGCCGUGCGCGAGUGCCUCGGGAACCGAGUGAGCAACAAGUACUCGGAGGGCUACCCCAAGAAGAGGUACUACGGAGGGAACGACUUCAUUGACAAAAUCGAGGAGCUCUGCCAGAAGAGGGCGCUGGAGGCCUUCAACGUAAGCGACGAAGAAUGGGGAGUGAACGUGCAGCCCCUCUCAGGAUCCGCAGCCAAUGUGCAAGCCCUCUACGCUCUCGUAGGCGUAAAGGGAAAAAUAAUGGGCAUGCACCUAUGCUCAGGAGGGCACCUAACACAUGGGUUUUUCGACGAAAAAAAAAAAGUCUCUAUCACCUCAGAUAUGUUUGAAUCAAAGCUGUAUAAGUGUAACAGCCAAGGGUACGUAGAUUUAGAUGCAGUGCGCGAGAUGGCCUUGUCCUUCAAACCGAAAGUUAUAAUCUGUGGGUACACGAGCUACCCUAGAGAUAUAGAUUACCAGCAGUUUAGGCAAAUCUGUGACGAAGUGAAUGCAUAUUUGUUUGCAGACAUUUCCCACAUCUCAAGUUUCGUCGCAUGCAAUAUACUCAACAACCCAUUUCUCCAUGCCGAUGUGGUUACCACAACGACCCAUAAAAUUUUAAGAGGACCCAGAAGCGCAUUAAUAUUUUUCAAUAAAAAAAGGAACCCCGGAAUUGAGCAGAAAAUAAACAGUGCUGUGUUUCCAAGCUUCCAGGGGGGACCCCACAACAACAAAAUUGCAGCUGUUGCGUGUCAACUGAAGGAGGUUCACUCACCCGCCUUUAAGGAAUACACACAGCAAGUUCUCCUAAACAGUAAGGCACUAGCCAAAGCGCUAAUCAGCAAACAGAUUGACUUAGUAACCAACGGAACGGACAAUCAUCUCAUCGUCGUAGAUUUGAGGAAGUUUAGCAUCACGGGGUCUAAGCUGCAAGAAACUUGUAACGCCAUCAACGUGUCUCUUAAUAAGAAUACCAUUCCGUCUGACGUAGACUGCGUCUCGCCCAGCGGGGUACGCAUCGGCACUCCUGCCAUGACCACCAGAGGUGCAAAGGAAAAGGAUAUGGAGUUCAUUGCAGAUGUUUUAGCCAGGGCCAUCAAAAUAACUGUGGACUUGCAGGAGCAGUAUGGCAAAAAGCUCGUCGACUUUAAGAAGGGCUUGCCUGGGAAUGCUCAACUGCAGCAGUUGAAGCAGGAGGUCGUCACCUGGGCUGGCGCCUUGCCCUUCCCCUGAAGGGGGUAGGGGGUGAUUCUCUGAGGGCAUCCAACGGUGUGCCCCGCGCUCGUGGAUGAUGCGGCUAUUUACCGUUUGCCCUCACGUAUUUUAUUUUACACUACACUAUUUUAAUUUACACUAUUUCAAUUUACACUAUUUUUACGCUAUUUUUACGCUAUUUUUAUUUUAUUUUUUUUUAUUUUCCCUCCCUGCGCUACCCCCAUCGCGGGACAGACCUCAACGCGCAAAGGGACGCCCACUUGAAACACGUGAGUCAAAAGUAACUGUCGCAAAGGUGAGCAGCUCCGUGGAGGGGGGGUCUCUCCCGGGAAAUGGC